Messenger RNA from Saimiri boliviensis boliviensis (Bolivian squirrel monkey), 951 nucleotides. RefSeq names its product olfactory receptor 51G2-like. NCBI's taxonomy places the organism in Eukaryota, Metazoa, Chordata, Mammalia, Primates, Cebidae. The record is from RefSeq and is a predicted model, not a curated record. Gene Ontology annotation, molecular function: G protein-coupled receptor activity; olfactory receptor activity. Gene Ontology annotation, biological process: G protein-coupled receptor signaling pathway. Gene Ontology annotation, cellular component: plasma membrane.
AUGUUCUCCUGCAACACCAGCACUUCUGGUCAGUCUACUUUCCUCCUCACUGGUUUUCCAGGCCUGGAAGCCUCUCAUCACUGGGUUUCCAUCCCCAUCAACCUCAUCUGUGUGGUUUCCAUCUUGGGUAACAGUAUCAUCCUCUUCCUGAUCUGCACAGAUACAGCCUUACACGAACCCAUGUACAUCUUCCUGUCCAUGCUGGCAGCCUCUGAUCUGGGCCUUUGUGCCUCCACCUUACCCACCAUGGUGCGUCUCUUCUGGUUGGAAGCUCGUGAGCUGCCCUUUGAUCUCUGUGCAGCACAGAUGUUCUUCAUCCAUGCCUUCACCUAUGUGGAAUCUGGAGUACUGCUGGCCAUGGCCUUUGAUCGCUUUAUUGCCAUCCGGGACCCUCUGCAUUAUGCCACAAUCCUUACCCGCUCAGCCACAGCCAAAGUGGGAACUGUGAUUCUGGUAAGGGCUAUUCUGCUCAACCUCCCAGGACCUAUCCUACUGCAGCACCUGCUCUUUCCCCAGAUCAGCGUACUCUCUCACUGCUACUGCCUACACUGUGACCUUGUGAGUUUGGCCUGCUCAGACACCCAAAUCAACAGCCUGGUUGGCCUGGUUUCCAUCCUCUUCUCACUCUGCCUUGACUCCUCCCUCAUCAUGCUCUCAUAUGCCCUGAUCCUACGAACAGUGCUGGGCAUUGCAUCACCUGGAGAACAGCUCAAGGCCCUCAACACACGUGUGUCACACCUCUGCAUUGUUCUCAUCUUUUAUUUGCCCAAACUGGGGCUUUCUGUGUUGCACCGAGUAGAGAAACACAGCUACACUUCUCUGGCAGUGCUCAUGGCCAACCUACACUUCCUGGUCCCACCUUUCAUGAACCCUAUUGUGUAUUCCAUCAAGUCUAGGCAGAUCUGUCAUAGCCUCCUAAAGCACCUCCAGAAGAGGAUUGAUGCUUUCUAG